ACAGAAAGACAAGCACAGAAGAGCUGAAAAAGGAAUAUAAGACGAGUGAUAUCAGAGAUAAGAGAAACAGCUUGAAUUUAGUAGUUUCCUGAAUUUCCCUCCACCUCAUCUUUUAUUCUGUGGCAUCUCACUCCUACUCUGCCUUUUUUUUAGAGCAUUUAUCUGAGUGCCUCCGCAGCUGCGGACAGCUUGAUCUCAUCUCCUGAGUGCACCAGGGCUGAAUUCAAAUUCUGACUAUGCAAGAGUGAGUAAGGACUUUGUUGGGAACUCCUGCCAAAGCGAGUGAGAGAGGGAGAGAGAGAGACAAGAAAAGAGAGCCAUCAGGGGACACACUGCGACUCAGUGUGGUCCUGUGAGAGAGAGCGAGAGGCGGGCUGAACAGGUAAGAUGAGUCUAAACAAUGGUCAAAUUCUGACCAUCAGUGGACAGGACUUGACCAGAAAUGGCAGCAGCAGCAGCAGCAGCAGCAGCAGCAGCAGCAGUCGAGCCCCCUGGGAAGACGCUAAGAUGGUUUUCAAGCCCUCCACCCCCACCAGGAAACCCAAACCACCCAAGCCGGAGAAUGCCAUCACCAUCGCCGUGUCGUCUCGAGUCCUCUUCAACAUGGAGAAGGAGCAGCAGAUCUACACACAGAGAGGCAUGGAGGAUUACAUUAAGUAUCAGGUGGAGCACGAAACAGAGCCUUUCAGCCCCGGACCUGCCUUCUCCUUUGUCAAGGCUCUGGAGGCUGUGAACACUCGACUUAGGGAACUUUACCCCGAGAGUGAGGAGCUCUUUGAUGUUGUGCUCAUGACCAACAACCAUGCAAACGUCGGACUAAGACUCAUCAAUACCAUCAAUCAUCACCAGCUGUUCAUCGAGCGCUUCUGUAUGACUGGGGGAAACAGUCCCAUAGGCUACUUGAAGGCCUACCACACUAACCUUUACCUGUCUGCGGACCCAGUCAAGGUUCGAGAAGCUUUGGAGGAAGGUAUAGCAGCAGCCACCAUGUUCACCCCAGAGAAGAUGAAGGAAGUGUCGGAGACUCAGCUGCGUGUUGCUUUCGAUGGUGACGCCGUCCUCUUCUCCGAUGAGUCUGAGCGCAUUUACAAGGCCCAUGGACUGGACAAGUUCUUUGAGCAUGAGAAGGCACAUGAGAACAAGCCUCUGGACCAUGGGCCACUGAAGGGUUUCCUGGAGGCUUUAGGAAAGCUGCAGAAAAAAUUUUAUGGCAAAGGCCAGCGCAUGGACUGCCCCAUCCGGACCUACCUGGUGACGGCUCGCAGCGCAGCCAGUUCUGGUACCAGAGCCCUGAAAACUCUGCGCUCGUGGGGUCUUGAGAUCGAUGAGGCUCUCUUUCUGGCAGGGGCACCUAAGGGCCCCAUGCUGGAGAAGAUCAGGCCGCAUAUUUUCUUUGAUGACCAGAUGUUUCAUGUGGAAGGGGCGGCGGAAAUGGGGACAGUGGCGUGCCACGUGCCCUAUGGGAUAGCUCAGAGAGUUACCGCGACAGGAAUAAUGGACAAAGAGACUUCUUCAGAACCCAAGUAGCCAGGACAUCACGGUGCAGAAGGACAGGAGACUAGAGGGACAUGUCGUUUUGGCUUUCAGCAGCUGAGGAUGCGGUAACUACUGGAAAAUGUGGUAAGUAUUUCAAGAUAUGAUAACAUGUCCUGAAAAUGGGUUGAAAAUGUAAUAUAACCCAGGGGAUGCAAUAUGAACACUAUAUUAUAUGAUAAUGUCAAGUCAUUACACUAAUCAAAUCAUUGCUUUCAUGAACAGUUCAUGACAUGUCAGUCCAUUCAGACGGUCACUUCAUCCCUUGGUUGUUCCAUUCAUAGUUCAUUAAGAGGGACUAAUUUCCGAUGAGGAAUCCUUUCUAAACCAUUGUAAGUAAUACUUUUCUUAAUGGUUAAUAGAUCAUAUACUGAAGCUCUAUAGAUGAUUCUUUAUGGGCCAUUAAUGAGAACAAUGUUUGAGUUUCCACUUUUUAUUAAGGGAUGGCUAACCAACAUUUAAAACUGUGUUACUACUAAAAAGAAAGGAUAAAAACCAGCCAAAGGGAUCAUUUACAACCUGGUAACCCUAAAUCUGUUCUUAUUGGUAUUCUGUGCUGUUUGGCUUCAAAAUUUCCAUUUGAAGUAGGAAAUUUACCUCUGAUUCCAGCAGCAUCCUGUGUUAUUUUCUGUACUGAUAUAUUUUUACCCACAUUUACCCAUACAUCGUAUAAUCCUUUGAAAGACAACAGCUUUUGAAAAAUAAAGUAUAUUUAAAAUCAAACAGAACCAAAUAGAUAUUCUUCGAAAUCUUUACAAAUUCUUAAUCAUAGUUAUUUAGACGCCAGGUUACUGAGGAAACAUCAAGUGAUUUAAGACCGUUUUUGAUAAAGAGGGAGUCUGAAUGCAGCCUGGCCGAGCUCACCUGUGCUACACAGCUGCACUGAAGACAUGCAGUCAGUCACUUUAUGCAGAAUCUCCAGUUGGAUUUAUACAGUUUUAUCACUUUACUGCUUGUCUGUGUAUUUAAAAGUUUUUAAAACUGGUGCCUUUUUAUCCAUGUUGUUUAAUAGAUUUUUCUUUCUUUUUUUCUCAAUCAUGCACGUUGUUGGUAAACAUAUGUUGUACAUGAGAUUGUUUGAUCGAUGUAUAUGAAUGUAUUUUAAUAUGCAGAAUAAAUGUAUUGGUAAAAUUGGAAUAUUUUACUUUAUAUUUAUUUAAUAUUUCUUCCUGUUCAAGACAAUAAAGAUAAGUUUUAACAUAUCUAGAA
Xiphias gladius (swordfish) is the source of this 2742-nucleotide messenger RNA. RefSeq names its product cytosolic 5'-nucleotidase 1A-like. Gene Ontology annotation, cellular component: cytoplasm; cytosol. Gene Ontology annotation, biological process: nucleotide metabolic process; adenosine metabolic process. Gene Ontology annotation, molecular function: magnesium ion binding; 5'-nucleotidase activity; nucleotide binding. The record is from RefSeq and is a predicted model, not a curated record. Bases 388 to 1527 code for a protein of 379 amino acids. Lineage: Eukaryota; Metazoa; Chordata; Actinopteri; Istiophoriformes; Xiphiidae. The transcript has 6 exons.